CCCUUGAGCGUCCGCCAGAAGUCCCAUCAUACUGGUCACUCCUGCGUCCUCUGUAGUCUGUCUGCUGUGGUUUGUAAUGGGCGGACUGGUGUCCACUGUGUUGCUGUGUGUUACAGACAUGCCCACACAGGUGGAGGACUAGUCGGACAGGUUUGGACCAGACGCCUUUUGUUCAAUUUAGUUGAGGGCGAUGUAGCCAUUUGGACAGUUAUCAUGAAGAUAGUCACAACUGUAGCGCUUCUACUACUCCUGUGUUUACCCGCGACAGUGGCGCUUUCGGGUAAUGGCUCCACCGUAACAGCCGCACCGGGAGAUAUCGCGCUACUUCCAUGUUACACCGACAGCAAUGUUACGAUUUUAACGACAUGGAUGAAAGAUGGACGAGAGGUCAGCAGAGGGGGCGGUGCCUCGCCGAGACCUCCACCCGCCGGACAGCGCGUCUCGGUGCUGCAGGAUGGGAGGCUGAACAUCAGCAGGGUGAUACCUGAAGACGAGGGCAGCUACCUGUGCAACUCCACGCUGCCAGGCAACAACACCUUUCGGGCACGUGUCGUGCUUCAAGUAGCUAGUGGUCCAGAAAAUGUGUCUGUAUCCAUCAGUCCAGCCACUGCUCUGCCCAACGGGACGCUCAUCACCUAUCGGGGUUCCAAGGUCUCCUUUGAGUGCUCCAGCUUCUCCUACCCCUCUCAGCAGCUGACCUGGGCCUUCAGAGGAGCUUCGUCCAGCAACGAAUCGCUACUUUCCACCUCUGGAUCCAGGCUGGACUACAGUAUAGACAACAUUCAGCCCAGCGCACAGGGAUUUUAUAGCUGCAGAGCCAACAACACCAUCUCUCAUCAGGCAGUCAAUAAGAGCACAGAGCUGCUAGUAUACUAUGCCCCAGACAGACAUCCUGAGUGUAUGUGGGCACCAACAGAGGACCCCACCCAUGUCCAGUUCAACUGUACAUGGUUUGAAGCGUAUCCCACCCCGACGCUGCAAUGGGAGAAAGACCAGGAUGACCAAGGAGCUCGCUCGACAGGACACGUCUAUGCAUUGGGGGAGGCGGACAACCUGUCAGUGACGCUGAACCGCUCCAUGCUGUCCGACGGGGAGAUGCUGAGGUGCAUGGCCAAGCACCCAACACUCACUCCAGGAAAGGAGAAGUCGUGUUCGUUUAUUCUCAAGUAUCCAUUCCCUGAAGGCGAGCCGCUGGCCACAGCUCUGGAGGCGACCAGUAUAACUCUAACCUGCAGUGAGUCUGUGUCUGUCCCCGCCGCAAACACCACCUGGAGAAAAGGGCCCCAGCAGGAGAACAUUGUUCCCGGACUGAAGUAUUUCCUCGAUAAGAAUGGCCCCGUCCUCAAGUUGACCAUACGCAACAUUAGCAAGGACGACGAAGGCGUCUACUUCUGCCGCAGUGAGAACCCCCUCGCCGUCCGCGAGCUGGAAGUCUACCUCACUGUGAGGACCUCCUCUGCAUACACAGGAGCAAUCAUCGGUGUCUUAAUAGCUGCACUGGUCGUGGGGUCAGGCGCAGUCCUAGCUAAAACAGUUUACUCCAGGCGACACCGAAUUUGCCUGGGAAGUGGCUUUGGGCAACUGGACGAGGACAGAGGAGACGUGUUGAGUCUGGUGGAGUCGGACGACGAGCAGAUCUUUCAAGAUGCCGUUCCCCAGCUGCCUCCGUUAACCAAUGGAAACCACACAACGCUGGUCCAGAUACACCGAAUGCCAUCGAGUGACCAUGAGGAUGCAGACACUGCUGACACAAGCCCACGGCAGCAGGAAGAAACUGUACAGUCGGGAGAGACAGUGGAUCUUGUAACAUUUUAGGUUUGGGGUAUUUUUUGAGAGAAGUGUUUUUAUUUUAGGUACAUACCACUUACUCCCAAUGAGAAUGUGAACAGAAGCAGUGGAAGACACGUGUAAAAACAAAACAACAAAAAUUUGUUUUGUUUUUUUUCAUAGAGUUUUUGUAAGCUUAUUUCUAUGAUUGAUUUGUUUGUACAGCAUUUUGUGUUGCUCUGAUAUUGAGAUCCAUGCAGUAAAUUAAGCUAUUUAAACAAAAUGUAAUUGUUGACAUCUUUUUGGUGGUGAAACAAUGGCUUUGGUUGUCUACAUCUUACUUCCUAUUUGUUGAUUUAUGUACAACUCCACCCUGUAUUGUACACGCUAUGACUCUCCCCAUCUAGAGUGCACCUCUACACUGGAAACAUUUUAAAAAUGCAGGGGAGUCAGUCGUCUUGUGUUGUGUUGUGUGCGUUUGUAACAGAGGGUAAAACCCACCGUAACUCACUUUUCUCACCUUCUUGGAAUUACUUGAAUCCAGCAAAGUUUACAUGAGAUCUGGUAAAUGGUGAGCGUGAAAUAUCACGUAUUUUUAUUCAGUAUGCCAAUAUUGGUAAUAUAACAAUAUUGUGGGUAGGACUUUGUUCUUUGUGAGUAUUUAAACUAGGGAUUGGUGAGAUGAUCUGAGAGUAAAAUCACUGGCAAUCUGCAAAUAAAUAUUGAGUCAUGCACUUAAAAUACUUCUCCUUGAGUAGUUUCAAAUAAAGCUGAAAUGAUUGCAUACUU
This is a messenger RNA of Micropterus dolomieu (smallmouth bass), 2556 nucleotides long. RefSeq names its product V-set and immunoglobulin domain containing 10 (gene vsig10). The transcript has 9 exons. Gene Ontology annotation, biological process: cell-cell adhesion. NCBI's taxonomy places the organism in Eukaryota, Metazoa, Chordata, Actinopteri, Centrarchiformes, Centrarchidae. Bases 214 to 1815 code for a protein of 533 amino acids. Gene Ontology annotation, molecular function: cell adhesion molecule binding. Gene Ontology annotation, cellular component: cell-cell junction. The record is from RefSeq and is a predicted model, not a curated record.